AUGGGGGGUUCCGGAGGCGGUAACAAUGAUACCGUUCGGCCGCCGCUUCACCAAUGCAUGCUCGCCGGCGGCCUAGGCGGCUGCACAGGUGACAUGCUGAUGCACUCCCUCGACACCGUCAAAACCCGUCAACAAGGUGCCCCCAAUGCGAUAAAGUACGAAACUCUAGGACGAGCCUAUACGACGAUCUUUCGAGAAGAAGGGUUUAGAAGAGGUCUUUAUGGAGGUGUUACGCCAGCUUUUCUGGGGAGUUUACCGGGGACGAUGAUCUUUUUUGCGACUUACGAAUGGAGUAAACGAAAUAUGCUGCAACAUUGGAGGUGGUGUCCUGAAAGUUUGGUUUAUUUGUCGGCUGGGUUCUUGGGAGACUUAUUUGCUUCGGUGGUAUAUGUGCCUUCAGAGGUCCUCAAGACUCGAUUACAACUACAAGGACGUUACAACAAUCCAUUCUUCCAGAGCGGGUACAAUUAUCGAAACACCUUCGAUGCGGCCCGAACGAUCGUAAGAACAGAAGGGUGGAAUGCAAUGUUUUACGGCUACAAAGCAACAUUAAUGCGAGAUCUGCCGUUUUCCGCUCUACAGUUCGCAUUCUGGGAGCAAUUCCAAAAAUGGGCGAAAGCUUCAUGCGUCGGUGAAGAUAUAGGAAUAGGCCUUGAAAUCCUCACAGGUUGCGCAGCAGGUGGCCUAGCCGGUACUUUGACCACCCCACUCGACGUUGUCAAAACACGAAUCCAGACACAAGUCCGCACCGAUCUCCCACACGAACCUCUCCCUUCAGCCGACACAAAACCACGUAUACAAACACAUACGAUUAAUAUUCCACGACAAAUGACAGCAAUAAAACAUCUACACACUUACUCGUCCGCAAUACCACCGCAAUCGACAUUGGCGAAGGGUGUCGGGUCGAUGCAGAGUCACUUGAGGAACAUUUCGACGGGUGGGCCGAGUACGACGCCGCCGAUGAAGAAUGGAGCGAUGAUUUUGGAAACGGACAGCAUUUUGACCGGGUUACGGCUGAUAUUUAGACAUGAGGGGGUGGUGGGAUUGUUCAGAGGGGUGUUCCCGAGGGGCGUGUGGACAAGUAUUCAGUCGGGUGAGAACCAUGCUGGUGAUGUACCAGACUCUACUGAAGACGUUCAAUCCCGGGGUAACUAUGGAUAUGGAAAUGUAACAGUUUCAUACCUACCUCAGGGUGCCUGUGCAGGACAUAAAACGAAGAGCUAA
Molecule: messenger RNA, 1224 nt
Organism: Orbilia oligospora ATCC 24927
Lineage: Eukaryota; Fungi; Ascomycota; Orbiliomycetes; Orbiliales; Orbiliaceae
Exons: 6
Coding region: 1-1224 (407 amino acids)
Biological process (GO): magnesium ion export from mitochondrion
Molecular function (GO): magnesium ion transmembrane transporter activity
Source: RefSeq, a predicted model, not a curated record